Messenger RNA from Fusarium vanettenii 77-13-4, 2088 nucleotides. RefSeq lists its product as uncharacterized. The transcript is spliced from 7 exons. The record is from RefSeq and is a predicted model, not a curated record. Lineage: Eukaryota; Fungi; Ascomycota; Sordariomycetes; Hypocreales; Nectriaceae. Bases 1 to 2088 code for a protein of 695 amino acids.
AUGGCUGGUGUUAUUCAGCUUGGCGACGCAAUCAAGUUUGCUGAGCUUGCCUGGAUCGUCUGGGAAUAUGGAUGGGCAAGAGAGCACAACGCAGGUGAAAACUAUCGCGAUUUUGGCUCCGAUGUCCUCAUACUUCACAAAAGCCUAGCGGAGCUUGAGAAAGCCGUCAGCAGAGCUCAGGAGUCGCUCCGUAAUCUUGGGGCAGGGGACACUGACAGCCUAGGUGGUGACCGGGAGAGCCUAUUGCAAAUCGUUGGAGAUUACAAUGCCACUUUGAACGAAUGCCAUCAGCUCCUCAGGGACAAUAGACGUUACGCCGAGACAACGGGUCCUAUCAGAAACAUUGAUUGGAACCUCAACAUUAUGCCUCAGGUGGAACAUCUGAGAAGUCGGAUCCAGAUGCACACAUCUCGCAUCCAGCAUGUUCUGAAGCCCUUCCAGAUCGACCUGGUCACCAACAUCCACAAAGACUUGACUCGGAGGUUCCGGGCCAUGCACAAGGAUGUACGAGAGAUCAAGUGGACCAUGAAUUCUUUACUCAGACUCCAAAAUCCCGACCUCGCAAGCAAAACCGAGCAAGAACCUAAGAGAGAGCUUUUCUUUGUCGAAAUAUCAGACUCGUUGUUGCCCAGGAUGAAGGAGCUUGAUGAGCUGCGGAACCCGCGGUGGACGUCACAUUGGCCUGGGUAUAUCAGAAGUCUUGAGGAAGAGUUGUCCGAAGAGUACUCCCGGGUUCGGAGUCAAAUAAUCGUCCCUAGCACUUCCAUUUACAAAGAUGGGAUGCUCGCCUUUUGGCCAGAAGACGAAUCCCGGACGACGGUGGCACCGAUAGCGCCGGUGGUGGGAUAUGCCUGUUUGUUUCAAGGAAUUCUCGAGACGUUCGAGUCAAACACCCUACCACCAAGAAAGGAUUUCAAGGUGCUUGACUUUGACCUCCGCUCCGCUGUCCUCAUUCCAUUGUAUGCCGACCCAAUGGACCGCAGCAUGGCAACUCGGUCACUGGAGAUCAUAAUCGAAGCGAAUAAAUCACCGCACCACUACGUCUUCCUUUGUUUGCAAGAUGUUCUGGCAUUCCAAGCGGCUAUAACAGGUUUCAAGGUUGUGGACGGCUACAUGGAACCUCGUGCAAUAGCAAAGUUCAUCAUACGUGGCAAAGAACCCUUCGAGAACGUAACUAUACAACUGUGGAUACCGAGAGGGUGGACAGAUACUGAUGACUCGGCGACGAAUACACCAGCCGACGGCCCGAUAGGUCGGACCUCUGGCUAUAGUUCGUCUACGCCGUCACUUGUGGGGUGGAAUUGGAAUCGUUAUGGCCCAAAUCCCGUGCCAGAGAUAUCGCAUACUAUGCCCAUCCCUCGCGUUCGAACCUCUCCUCUGACAAAUGGUUCACCUAAUACGGCCCAUUCCCCCACAGGGGCAACCAUAACCACACCUGAUCGAUCUCCCCAGUCAGAACAUCAAAGCCGCUCCUACAGCAUUUCUUCAUAUCGGUCUACCACCACAAACUCCUCUAGUAUGAGCCACAGCAGCCUAGGCUCUGAACACAAUGUCACCGUUAGGCUAGAGGGUAGUAGCAUUAGCACGAGCUACGGCACAAUCCGUACACCUCCUCGCAGCCCGCUUCUGGUACUGUUCACUAGGCCUAAAGACCCUGAGUCCAGGCGGUCCAUCGUGGCCAUCACGCUCGACAAGUGGACGAAGCCUCAAAUGCAUCGAUGCAAAUGUCUACAGUCACCGGAAUGCCCUAUCACGGCUCUGGAGACCAGCAGCGGCGGGCCGAUAGACGCCCGGAGGUUCGACGGCGACAAGUGGGACCUUCUACAGCUCGUGGCGUCGCGAGGCGGCGAGGAGGUUAGACCUGUUCGCGUCAGCAUCUGGUUCCCCGCCCCGGAUCUGCGAAAGAAGUUUGGUGGCGGGCCUUGUCAGUGUUCCAAGGAGACAGAGGGCGAGCUCGAGGCUUGCCACCUGCAAGGGCACCAGGGUCUCUUGGGGGUGGUGAGGGAUUUCCACCGGAGGCUGCUGAUACAAUAUUACCAGCAGACUGACAACCGGGUGGACGUGGUGAAUCGUCCCCCACGUGGGUGA